AAAAAAAAUAAUAAAAUAAAGUGGAAUGGAGUGAAAUGCGUUGGUAGAUUAGCGAAGCAUCCGCAAUUUUGAUUCUAUAUUUUAAUAAAUGUUAUCCGGCAUUAUUCUUUGGAAUAAAAAUACAGUAUCUGAGUGUGGAAAGAAAAUAUUUUAAUCUCCUUCACUUGAACUAUGCUUGAGGUGAGUACGAACAUUUAAAAGUACUGAAGUCUCGUAACCGCCAUUUUCUUUGUACUGUGCAGUAUUAACUUGCUCGUGAAAAACAUUGAUAUAUGUCUGUUGUCUCGAGAAUUGUAAACUGUAUCAAUAACAAAAUCAUUGGCCGUAACGUGCUUAAUUUUGUGUAAAGUUUUCGUUAGUUAAACAUUUUUGACUAAUUUUCAUAGUGGUAUUAUUUGCAAAUGGCGGACGCCGAUAUAGAUUUAUAUGCUGAUGACAUAGACCAUGAUUUCAAUCAAGAGAAUGAUUACAAUCAUGACACUAAUGUAGAUCUCUAUGAUGAUGUCAUAACUGCACCAUCGGAUGAUCAUCAUAAUAAUGAAGGCAGGCCCUCAUCUGCUGGUAGUUCACCUCCUCACCAUUCUAAGCAUACCGGUAAACGCUAUGCUGUUUAUGUCGGGAAUUUGACAUGGUGGACAACGGAUCAAGAUCUGACCGAAGCUAUGCAGAGUCUUGGGGUAAAUGAUAUUUUGGAAAUAAAAUUCUAUGAAAAUCGUGCCAAUGGUCAGUCUAAAGGGUUUUGCGUUGUUGCUCUUCGAUCUGAGAAAUCAUUAAUGACGCUAAUGGAAAAAUUUCCUAAAAAAGAAAUACACGGUCAAAAUCCUGCUGUAACUGCCUGUACUCGACAGAAUUUGAAUUAUUUUGAGUUGCAGUCAAGGAAAGGUGGCCAUGGUGGGGGUAAUCGACAUGAAAAUUCUAAUGAACGACGAAGUAGAGACAGAGAUAGGGAACGUGAUCGUGACAGUAGAGAUAUGCGUGCUGAUAAUAGAUCCAUGCAGCAAGAAAGAUCAAGGAGUCGAAAUAAUACUCCUCAGAAUUAUCAACAACAACAGCGCAUUCCUACCGGGCCACAUGUUCAUCCACCUCCACAGGGUCCUCCACCACCUCAAUAUCAGCCAGGGCGAACACCCUGGAUAUCGGCUCCUCCCCCUCAAAUUCAUCAAAUGCCACCACCUCCAACUCGUCCUAGUGCACCACAAAUUAAUACUGGUGCUCCUCCACCACCACCUGGAUUACAAGCACCUCCUCCUGUUAGACCUGGCCCUCCACCACCUAACAAUAUGAGACUUCCUCCUCCAAGAGGGCCUAUGCCCCCAGUAGGACCAAGAAGUGUUCCACCACCUGAUACUCGUGGACCGCCUCCGAGUAAUGAGUGGGAAAGACAACUUAGUCAGCCUCCACCACAACAUGUUAGCAUUCCACCUCAACCAGUUGGCCCUCCAAACAGACCACCUCCACCAGUACCUGCUCCAGGACAAGGAAUACCUCCUUCUAUACCACCUCCAGCACCACCUAUACCUAGUCCACAUAUUAAUCCAGCCUUCUUUCAUCAACAAGGUGUCCCUCCUGGUCUUGCUCCGACAUCCCAAGGUGGAGACUUGUAUACUCGUCCUCCUCCUGUUCAGUUUUCUGAUUAUCGAUCUGUAGGUGAUAGAGGAACUGAAUCAUCAGCUCCUGCAAUAAGUGAUCAAGAAUUUGAAGAAAUCAUGUCACGUAAUCGUACUGUGUCCAGCAGUGCCAUUGCAAGAGCAGUAGCUGAUGCUAGUGCAGCAGAUUAUGCAAGUGCUAUUGAAACCUUGGUUACAGCAAUUUCGUUGAUUAAGCAGUCAAAGGUGGCUAAUGAUGAAAGAUGUAAAAUCUUGAUCAGUUCUCUUCAGGAUACUCUGCAUGGUAUUGAAUCCAAGUCGUAUGGAUCCAGAAGUAAGGAAAGAGCACGUUCUCGGGAACGUGAAAGAUCAAGAGAGCGUUCUUCAAGGAGAGAGAAGUCUAGCAGAAGAGAUAGAUCCCGUAGCCGAGAUCGAGAAUACAGAGAUAGAAGCCGAGAAAGGGAUCGUUAUCAUGACGAUCGCUAUCGAGACAAGGAUCGUGACCAUGAUAGAGAUCGCAGAAGCAGUCGUCAUUGAAUGUAAUGUUGAUUACCACAUGACUGGUAUUUCAAGAAUCUGGAAAAAUAUUCUAUGCUUUGCUAGCAUGGCAGUUUCAAUAGCUGGAAGACCUAUUAAAUUAGGUAAAGUGGAUGGUUACCAAAAUAGAAGCAAUGAUAU
Argiope bruennichi is the source of this 2264-nucleotide messenger RNA. RefSeq names its product cleavage and polyadenylation specificity factor subunit 6-like. NCBI's taxonomy places the organism in Eukaryota, Metazoa, Arthropoda, Arachnida, Araneae, Araneidae. Gene Ontology annotation, cellular component: mRNA cleavage and polyadenylation specificity factor complex. The transcript is spliced from 2 exons. Gene Ontology annotation, biological process: mRNA alternative polyadenylation. Gene Ontology annotation, molecular function: mRNA binding. The record is from RefSeq and is a predicted model, not a curated record. The coding region runs from base 402 to 2123 and encodes 573 amino acids.